CAACUGCGCAUGCGUAUUAGCCUCUUUUACUGUGGGGAUAAUGGCGGGUGAAACUGACAAGAAGGUUCCAUCGGUCCCCGAAAGCCUCGUCAAGAGGCGGAAGCGCUAUGCUGUCGUCAGGGCCAUGCGUCUCAAAGCCAAGCUGGCUGAGAAAAAGGCCCGCAAGGUAACAAGGAAGCUUAUUUUCAAAAGGGCAGAAAGUUACCACAAGGAGUACAAAGAGAUGUACAGGCGUGAGGUCCGCUUGGCAAGGACAGCCCGCAAAGUGGGGAACUUCUAUGUUCCAGCUGAACCCAAAUUGGCCUUUGUUAUUAGAAUCAGAGGUAUCAACGGUGUCAGCCCCAAGGUGCGCAAGGUGCUGCAGCUCCUGCGUCUCCGCCAGAUCUUCAAUGGUGUGUUUGUCAAGCUGAACAAGGCCUCCAUCAACAUGCUCAGAAUCGCCGAGCCCUACAUUGCAUGGGGAUACCCUAAUCUGAAAUCAGUCCGUGAGCUGAUUUACAAACGUGGCUUUGGCAAGAUGCAGAAGCAGCGUAUUCCUCUGACAGACAACAGCCUGGUUGAAAAAACUCUUGGGGACUACGGCAUCAUCUGCGUUGAGGACCUGAUCCAUGAGAUUUACACUGUUGGCAAGAACUUCAAGGUCGCCAACAACUUCCUGUGGCCCUUCAAGCUUUCCUCCCCUCGUGGUGGCAUGAACAAGAAGACCACCCACUUUGUAGAAGGAGGCGACGCUGGCAACAGGGAGGACCAGAUCAACAGAAUGAUCAGGAGGAUGAACUAGACACAGGGUGUCUUGUGGGAGGUUGCAUUUGUUGAUCUAUGAUUAAAAAAAGUUAUAAAAAUCA
Messenger RNA from Alosa alosa (allis shad), 845 nucleotides. It is a transcript of the gene rpl7, whose product is annotated as ribosomal protein L7. The transcript has 7 exons. NCBI's taxonomy places the organism in Eukaryota, Metazoa, Chordata, Actinopteri, Clupeiformes, Clupeidae. Gene Ontology annotation, cellular component: cytosolic large ribosomal subunit. Bases 41 to 781 code for a protein of 246 amino acids. Gene Ontology annotation, molecular function: structural constituent of ribosome; RNA binding. Gene Ontology annotation, biological process: maturation of LSU-rRNA from tricistronic rRNA transcript (SSU-rRNA, 5.8S rRNA, LSU-rRNA). The record is from RefSeq and is a predicted model, not a curated record.